UCUUAUUGUGUGUCUGUCUGUUGUCGUUUUCAUCCCUACUAGCCCUUGCUGUCGCUAUACAGCAUCCCACACGGUCGUUCCCAGUCACUCUCGCUACUUGCCAGGGCAGCAGCGCUCCAGGCGAAACACCCGGACGCGAGAGAGAGAAAGAGAGAGAGAGACCGAAACAGAGUCGAGUCCUGCCCGCCGCAGCCCACCUGCACCGAACCACACUCGCUGUCUCCAUACCACCGCGACAGUCACAGUCUUACGAGACCCUACCGUACAUCAUCAAUACUGCAGUCGUCACCAGGAGACUGGCCGUGAGGCCCUCGAACCUCCAACAUGGCCACUAAUCAGCAGAAUCUGGCAGCCUUGCCCGCCCAUUCAUUGAGCGACACCAACCUCACAUCUCACAUUGCAUCGCGCUUUCACCAGCACUUACCCAUCACCACGCUCUCGUCACAGGGCUACAUCUCAGUCAACACAUACAACUCCGCCAUCAAAGGUCCCAAUGGCGGCAAGGAAGGCAGUGCCAUGGGCGCUGCCGAAGAGCUUGCAAGUCGGAUGUGGACACGACUCGGGGGUCGACAGGAGAACCAGGCGGCCAUCUUCCUCGGAGAGUCGGGCACGGGAAAAACUACCAUCAGAUCGCAUGUUCUCAGCAACCUGCUACAGUACAGCAGUACACCACUAUCGAAGAAGCUGUCCUUUGCAGCCUUCGUGUUCGACUCGCUCACCACAACCAAAUCGAUCACUACACCCACUGCUUCCAAGGCAGGUUUGUUCUUCGAAUUGCAAUAUGAUACAACUUCUUCUAUCCACCCCACUCUUAUCGGUGGCAAGGUGCUCGAUCACAGGCUCGAGCGCAGCCGGGUGGCCAUGGUGCCACCGGGAGAGCGUAAUUUCCAUAUUCUCUACUACCUCUUAGCUGGUACCAGUCCCGCUGAGAAGGAACACUUGGGUCUCGACCUGAACGGAGCCAUCACAACCGGCGUGGCAAACAGGACGUCUGUCGGCAAUGGUCUCAAGAGAUGGCGCUAUCUGGGACAUCCUUCGCAGCUCAAGGUCGGCAUCAACGAUGCUGAAGGUUUCCAGCACUUCAAGACUGCCCUGCGCAAGCUCGAGUUUCCUCGAGAGGAGAUUGCCCACAUGUGCGAAGUCCUCGCAGCGAUACUCCACAUUGGUCAGCUCGAGUUCAUGACGUCCCAGUCGACCACCCCUGCACCGGACGAGAGCGGUGGCUACGGUGCCGAGGGUGGCGAGGAGAUCACAGUCGUGAAGAACAAGGAGACUCUGACCACCAUCGCGGCUUUCCUCGGAGUCGGUGAAAAGACGCUCGAGCAGUCGUUGGGAUACCGCACGAAGAUUCUGCAUCGCGAGCGUGUCACGAUCAUGCUGGAUCCCAAGGGAGCACGUGAGAACGCAGAUGAGCUCGCCAGGACGUUGUACAGCCUGUUGGUUGCACUGGUGAUGGAGAAGAUCAACCAGCGCGUCUGUGCGGUGGAGGAUCAAGUGGCAAACACGAUUGCCAUUGUGGACUUUCCAGGAUUUGCCCAGACUUCGUCGACCGGCAGUAUUCUGGACCAGCUCCUCACCAACGCCGCGAACGAAUCCUUGUACAACUUCUGCUUGCAGAGCUUUUUCGAGAGAAAGGCAGAGUUUCUGGAAACCGAAGAGGUGCAGGUGCCUGCAACCAGCUACUUCGACAACAGCGAUGCAGUCAAGGGCUUGCUCAAGCCUGGCAACGGAAUCCUUGGGAUUCUUGACGACCAGAUGCGGCGUGGCAAGACGGAUAUCCAGCUGCUCGAAUCGCUGCACAGGCGCUUCAAGGGCAAGAAUCCCGCCAUCGAGGUCGCCGAUCCCACCGUCGUCCUGCCCGGCACCAACUUUUCGACGCCAAACCAGCACCCCAAAUUCACUGUCAAGCACUUCGCUGGUGAAGUGGAGUAUCCUCUGGCGGGUCUGAUUGAGGAAAAUGGCGAGGUCAUCUCGGGAGAUUUGAUGAAUCUCGUCAGCACUACAUCGAGUGCCUUCGUUUCCGAGCUUUUCGGUCAAGAAGCUUUGAACAAGACUCUGCACCCGCAAGAUCGCACCGCCAUUACGCAGGCGUCCGUGGCAUCAAAGCCUUCGCGCAUGCCUAGCACGGUCCGCAGAAAGGGCAGUAGACCGGCACGAUUGCAGGCACGCGAUGACGAGAAUGGAAGCGAUGAGGGCGGCCGGACGAAGAGCUUCUCGCGCUUCAACAAUGGCCCAUCGGCCGACGCCCAGCAAGGCGCUGCGGCGCAAUUCCUCCUGUCGCUAGACAUCAUCAACAGGGCUCUGACAUCGCCAAACACGAACCCAUACUUUUUCUUCUGUCUGAAGCCUAAUGACCGGAGAAUAGCGAACCAGUUUGACAGCAAGUGCGUGCGGACACAGCUCCAGGUGCUGGGGAUUGCUGAAAUCGGUCAGCGACUGAAGAACGCCGACUUCAGCAUAUUCAUGCCCUUUACGGAGUUUCUCGGCGCUGCCGAAGGUGACGUUUCCGUCGUUGGAAGCGACCAUGAGAAGGCGGAGCUCAUCCUGGAGGAAAAGAGCUGGCCGACGAACGAAGCCAGAGUUGGCACUACCGGAGUCUUCCUGAGUGAACGCUGCUGGAGACAAAUUACAAACGCUUCAGCGCUGGGGGAUGUACCACCCGCAGGACCAUAUGGCGACGAUUCCUACGCCAACUCGGGUGGCCUCACUCCUGAUAUGCGGAAAGGAUUUAGUGAAUCCAAGGUGCAAUUGCUGCAGACUCCAGGGUCUGGAUACAUGGAUGAUAAGAUCGCUGGAUACUUCGGCAGCAGGGACUUGGAUGCCAAGUCCGAGGCGGGAGCCUCUGCCUUCCGUGAGGGCGACAUGUUCCGGAACUUGGAAACGCGAUCACAGAUGGCCGAGAAGGGCAAUGAAAUCAAAGCGGUCGAGAUCGAGGAACGUCCGGCCAGUGGCAGCCGCAUCAGAUGGCUUGCCAUGGUUUACUUCUUCACAUGGUGGAUGCCCGAUUUCUUGAUCAGGACCGUGGGUCGCAUGCCACGCAAAGAUGUUCGCAUGGCAUGGCGAGAGAAGCUAGCCAUCAACAUGAUGAUCUGGCUGUCCUGCGCCUUCGUCGUCUUCUUUAUGGUCGGCUUCCCGGCCCUCAUUUGUCCAACUCAGCACGUCUAUAGUCUGGAGGAGCUGACGUCUUAUGACGGAAAGGAUGACCACUCGGCGUACAUUGCGAUUCGUGGCGUGGUGUUUGACCUGGACGCGUUCAUGCCCUCUCACUACCCAUCAAUUGUGCCUCAGUCCGCCUUGAAGAAGUACGCCGGAACCGAAGCAACGAACCUGUUUCCUGUCCAGGUGUCCGCCAUGUGUCAAGGUAUCAAUGAGUCGGGAAUUGAUCCAGCCGUCCAGUUGAGUUUCGUCACAUACAAUUACUCUGGAUCCACAGCCGCGAUCAGUGCUCAAGAUCAGAAUGCACAAUACCACGAUUUUCGAUGGGCGACAAACGACUCUCGACCCGCCUGGUUCGUAGAGCAGAUGAUUAUGCUCCAGGGGCAUUACCGGAAGGGCAAUAUAGGGUAUUCGCCUCAAUAUCUGAAGACUCUGGCCGACAAACAAAACUACAUUGCACACAUCAACGGGCGUGUCUAUGACUUCACGGACUACAUCGCUGGUGGCAGAGCACCGCAAUACCCGGCGGGCGUGGAAAGACCUGCAACGCCGCCCAACUCCAACUUCAUGGACGACACCGUGGUCGAUUUGUUCCAACAGCGCUCGGGUGAGGAUGUGACCAAGUACUGGGACAACCUCCAAUUGGACCAAGGACUGCGGAAUCGUAUGCUGACCUGCAUGAACAACCUGUUCUACGUCGGAAACCUGGACACACGAAGCAGUCCGCAAUGUCAGUUUGCGAAAUAUAUCCUCCUGGCCAUCUCGCUGCUCCUGGUGUCGGUCAUCUGCUUCAAGUUCUUGGCAGCUCUACAAUUUGGCAAAAAGAAUGUGCCCGAGAAUCUCGACAAGUUUGUCAUCUGCACUGUUCCCGCAUAUACAGAAGACGAGGAUUCCCUCCGUCGUGCUAUCGACUCCGCAGCGCGCAUGCGAUACGAUGACAAGCGCAAAUUGCUCUUCAUCAUCUGUGAUGGUAUGAUUAUUGGUCAGGGCAAUGACAGGCCUACACCACGCAUUGUAUUGGAUAUUCUCGGCGUACCCGAGACUGUUGACCCAGAACCACUCAGCUUCGAAUCUCUCGGUGAAGGCAUGAAGCAGCACAACAUGGGCAAGGUAUACUCUGGACUCUACGAAGUGCAAGGUCACAUUGUGCCCUUCAUCGUCAUUGUCAAAGUGGGCAAACCAUCAGAAGUCAGCCGUCCAGGAAAUCGUGGCAAGCGUGACUCUCAGAUGAUUCUGAUGCGCUUCCUCAACCGUGUCCAUUACAACCAACCCAUGACACCGCUGGAGCUGGAGCUACACCAUCAGAUCCGGAACGUAAUAGGAGUUAAUCCCACUUUUUACGAGUUCUUACUGCAGAUUGAUGCAGAUACGGUCGUCGCUCCGGAUUCCGCCACUCGCUUUGUAUCUGCGUUCGUCAACGAUACCAAGCUCAUCGCUGUGUGCGGUGAAACGGCUCUCACGAAUGCCAAGGCAUCCUUCAUUACGAUGAUGCAGGUCUACGAAUACUACAUCUCGCACAACCUGACCAAGGCGUUCGAAUCGCUCUUUGGAUCCGUCACUUGUUUGCCAGGUUGUUUCACCAUGUACCGCAUUCGAGCUGCGGAGACGGGCAAGCCAUUGUUCGUCUCCCGCGAGAUUGUCAACGACUACUCGGAAGUCCGCGUCGACACGCUGCAUAUGAAGAACUUGCUUCAUCUCGGAGAAGACAGAUACCUGACGACGCUACUCAUGAAGUACCACUCCAAGUACAAGACCAAGUACAUUAUGCGCGCCCAUGCCUGGACCAUCGCCCCCGACAGCUGGGCCGUCUUCAUGUCGCAACGUCGUCGAUGGAUCAACAGUACUGUACACAACCUCAUUGAAGUCAUCCCACUCCAGCAACUUUGCGGUUUCUGCUGCUUCAGUAUGAGAUUCGUCGUCUUUUUGGAUCUGCUCUCGACAAUUGUACAGCCUGUCAUCGUCGGAUACAUUGUGUACCUGAUUGUCAUCGUCGCAAUGAACCCUAGCACCAUUCCCACUACAGCCUUCAUUCUGCUGGGAGCGAUCUACGGUCUUCAGGCAAUCAUCUUCAUUGUGCGCCGAAAGUGGGAGAUGGUUGGCUGGAUGAUCAUCUACAUGCUCGCCACCCCCGUGUUCUCCUUCGCUCUGCCGCUCAUCGCUUUCUGGAACAUGGACGACUUCUCCUGGGGUAACACGCGUAUGGUUACUGGUGAGAAGGGCAAGCAGAUUGUGGUGUCUGACGAGGGCAAAUUCGAUCCAGACAGCAUCCCGAAGAAGAAAUGGGAAGAAUAUCAGGCGGAGCUGUGGGACGCUCAGACCCAGCGCGACGAUACACGCUCGGAAAUCAGUGGCAUUAGCUACGCUACUAAGAGCUGGCAUCCUGCUGCUUCCGACUAUGGCGGGUAUCAGCCGCAGGCUGCCAUGAGCCAGUUGUCUGUUCCCGCCAUGCAUCCGAACGGCUCGCGCAUGUCGCUCGCUUAUUCUGAUAACGGUGUGCCAAUAAUGCGCAAUAGCUCUGCCACUGAUUUUGGUGACGUUUCCGCCGACAUGCCGAGCGAUGACGCGAUUUUGGCUGAGAUUCGUGAGAUCUUGCGUACCGCAGAUCUCAUGACUGUCACCAAGAAGAGCAUCAAAGCGGAGCUAGAGAGAAGGUUCCAGGUGCCCAUGGACUCCAGGAGACAGUAUAUUGGAAGUGCCACGGAGGCAAUUUUGAGUGGUCAGCUUUAGAAGAGUACGGAAGAAGAUGACUGGGCCGGGGUUCCAAGGAGCGGGGGAGUGCAGAUCUGUUGCAGUAAUGAGAUAGCAACCACACCGGCGAGCGUGGUGGGGCCGAGGGAGCGUGUGGUCAGCGGCACCCCUUGGAAGUGGAAGCAGAAGAUGUAUCAGCUGUUCGGCCAUUCGUCAACGCAGACAGGAAACGGUGCCUCAGGAGUACACGUACGUGAGGCAAUCCCGCUGCAAUCACAAUCCACGCCGUAUGUCCAAGAGGCGACAAACGUCUCCAGGCUCGCCUCGUGUUGGGGUAGAAGGCGAAAGCAGAAAGUUCGCAACGAUCAAACAGUUCAGCAGGGGACUGACAGGACCAACGAAGAGCUUGUAGUGUGGGACCGACAGUACGAGGAGAGAACAGGUGAUCACCCUGCCAUGCAAAGCCCAAGUGAGAGUGAGAUCAUGGCCGGUCAGAACGUGGCCAAUGCCAACUCUCGCGAACAACUUCAACGCCCGAGCAUGACGACUGAGCAGCGCGCUAUGGCACGGAGCACUGGCCCACUGCCAGAUCACAGGACAUCAUAGCCUGAUAGCCGUGGUGCUAGUCUGGACUCUGCUCGCUCUCCAGACAGUUCAGGGAAACCGGUCGACGCGAACUCUCGCGAGCAGCUUCAGAGCACCAGCAUGACUACUGAGCAGCUGGCCAUGGCGAGAUGCACUGGCCCACUGCCAGACUACAGGACAUCAUAGCCUGAUAGCCGUAGUGCUGGUCUGGACUCUGCUCGCUCUCCAGGCAGUCCAGGGACAGCGGCCGACGCGAACUCUCGCGAACAGCUUCAGAGCACCAGCAUGACUACUGAGCAGCUGGCUAUGGCGAGAUGCACUGGCCCGUUGCUGCAUCAUAGGACAUCCUGGCCUGACAGUCUCGCAGACAGCCUGGACACUGUGCUGCCAGUGGGCGCACCGAAUCGCGCAAGGUCCCGUAGUCUGCGCUCACACAGAUCGCAGUCGCUUGUAACGGACACAGGAUCUGGUCAGACAUCUGGCAGGCUUGACUCUGCGAGUCCGACGAACUCUGGCCGACCUAUCGCGAAUAUCACCAGACCACACAAUGAGGCCGAGAUGCGAUAAGAAGGAGAGGCAGCCGGUCCUCAAGCCAUUGAUGAAUUACUUGGACGCGUGUGAUGUUUUCGGGAACUGCAGCUAGUUUGUCCCAUCAGGAGGGAGUGUGCAUAUGGAGGUUUUCAAAAGGCGUUUGUUGGACAGAAAGACGUACAGUAAUGAAUGACAGUCACAACAGAGAAAAGGCGAAUAAUAAUAGGGGACUUGAUCGUGUAUCAGUAGAAAUCAAUAAUUGCAAUGACGAC
Molecule: messenger RNA, 7232 nt
Organism: Sphaerulina musiva SO2202
Lineage: Eukaryota; Fungi; Ascomycota; Dothideomycetes; Mycosphaerellales; Mycosphaerellaceae
Product: glycosyltransferase family 2 protein
Exons: 2
Coding region: 325-5883 (1852 amino acids)
Cellular component (GO): cell septum; cell periphery; myosin complex
Molecular function (GO): chitin synthase activity; ATP binding; cytoskeletal motor activity
Source: RefSeq, a predicted model, not a curated record